Molecule: messenger RNA, 2700 nt
Organism: Closterium sp. NIES-67
Lineage: Eukaryota; Viridiplantae; Streptophyta; Zygnematophyceae; Desmidiales; Closteriaceae
Source: the annotation of a GenBank genome assembly
GCGCUAGCACCUGCCGCCACAUGCGGUAACGGGCAUUCCAAUGGCCCCACCGAGCCUCGUUUGCCACAGACACAGACGCACACACGGGUGGUGGCACGGCGGCCCACGACUCGCAGCGUCGUAGCACCGACGCCUCGGAUCAUCGCGCGCCCCGCCGCACGCCUUGUACCGCGCACCUCCUUGCCCGCGCCAACGUGCCCGAUUGCCCGCGCCAACGUGCCCGAUUGCCCACGCCAACGCGCGCCACUCAUUAUCCCGCGACCCCGCCGCCCUACGUCGCUCGCAGAAUCAGCGAAUGGCUGCUCGCUCGCCGCCUCGUACGCCGUGGGAUGCGGGCAAUGCUCCACUGCCGCCAGCAGAGGAGCCGCUUGAGUCACUCCCACCCCUCGAGUCGCCCUCGGGGCCGCACGGGGGCGGCCUCGCGGUAGCGGUGCGCGAGUCCCCGCGAUGGACGGCGGCGGGCGUGGGCAACCUGGCGCUGCUGGCGGUGUGCUUCGCGCUGGGGUGGGCGGCGCUGUUCGUGCAGGUGGCGUCCACCACCGUCGCCGCCAAGCAGUGGGGCGGCACGGCGCUGAGCACCGUGCCCUAUGGCGUGUUAGCGGCGGCGCAUGCUCUCUGGGCGCUCCCCGCGCAGCUGAUCAUCCGCGCAACGCACUCCGCGCGCCCCUCCUUCAUUGCGGGGGGCGCGCUGGGCGUCAUAGGGAACGCGCUGUUCGCGCUCGCUGCAGGCCUUGCGCACGACGCCCCCUCGCCCUCCUCCUCCGCCGCCUCCCCGCCCCCCACGCAGCCCGUCCCCAUGGCGCUGCUGUGCGCGGGCGGGCUGUGCGCGGGCCUCGCCAACGCCUACAUCAACUUCCUGCGCUUCGAGGCCGCGCGCUUCGCGCCCUCCGCUGCGCACCUCCCCACCGCGAUCUCCGCGGUGGUGGCGGGGGGCGUGGUGGGCGGCGGCAUGGGGCCCAUCAUCAGCCGCGUGACACGUGGCGUGAUUCCAGGCCACGAGUUCCUGGCGACGUACCUGGUGUCUUGCGCGCUGUUCGCGGUGGAAACGGUGCUGGUGGCGCUCGUCCCGCUGCACGCCACCCAACGCUGCCCACCCGAGGGCGGCCCGGGCAAGAUCGGCGGUGGCAGUGGUGGUGGAGGUGGUGGUGAGAGUGGUGAUGGCAGUGGAAGCACAGUGCCGGACAAGGCAGGGACGGGGCUGCAGGAUGGGCCUUGCAGGGAUGAUCACAUGCGCCAUGAGGCGGCGGGGGGAGCGCAGCAGGAAGGGGAGAGAGCGGUGAUGGUGGGGGAUGGGGAUGGAGAGCAGAGUAAAGAGGGGCAUGGGGGUGUUGCGGGUUGCUGCAGCUGCUCCUGCUCCAGGGGCGGAGGACCAACCAGCGGCGGAGAGAGGGUGGCUCUCGCCCGUGCAUGCAGCAGAGGGGAUCAUGGGGAGGAGGAGGAGAGUGGGGAGGAUUGCAGGGAGGAAGCAGGAAUGGGGGAUGCGCGCAGGGCGAGCAGCGCUGGUAAAAGCAGCUGUGGAGAGGAGGAGGAGGGAGAGGUGAUGGAGGGGGGCAGGGGGGAGGGAGGGGAGGGGGGAGAGGAAGGUGAUGCAGUGGUGGUGCUGGUGGGGAGUGGGAGCAGAGCAGGCGGGGCGGGAGAGCAUGAGAGGAGGCGGUGGUUUGACGUGAUGGGGCAGGCUGACGUGGUGGUGGCGGUGGCAGCAGCGACGGUGGCGUAUGCAUCGAUGGCCACCGUCAUGCUCACCGCUGUCAUCGCCAUGCUCGCCGUGCAGCCAGGCACGGGCAGUGUGGACCUGCAGGGCCAGUUGGGUGGCGUGAUAUCGUUUGGCGACACCAGCAACGUCAUUCUCGUGCAUGUCGAGGCCAUGUUUGUCCCGUCCUUCUUCACGCCGGUCAUCAUCGCGGCGCUGGGCAGCGAUGGCGCCAUGCUGCUGGGCUUCGUGCUGCUGCUCGCCUCGCAGCUCGCCCUCCUGGCCGGCACCUCGCUGCCGCUCUUCUUCCUCUGCCUUGCCCUGCUCGGCCUCGGAUGGAACCUCGCCUUCGUGGGCGCCACGGCCCUCCUCGCCACCGCGUACCGCCCGCAUGAAAAGGACAUGGUGCAGGGCAUCAACGAUGGCAUUGUGUUCGGAGUGAACACCGUGGUGGCGGCCACGGCGAGCGCGGUGCUGCAGCGCAUAAACAGCUGGCCCACCUUCCUCCUCAUCUACUCCCUUGCCUCCUCCCCUGCCCUCCUCCUCACUCUCGCCUUCUGGCUUGGCCGCCGCCACUUGUUGCCCUUCCAUUGGCCGGGAGUCAGCCCCUCUGCGCCGGCACAAUUGGCAGCAUCAGCAUCGGCGUUGCCGUCAGAGCCAUGCGCACGCGGGCGUGCACGUGGUGCAUGGGGAGGCAAGGGGAAGCAGCUGGUGAGGUCUCUGUCCCAACGGCUGGGGGUGAGUGGGAGGGUGGCCGGGAUGAAAUGGGGCUGACGGGCGCUACUGGUGAAGGCUGUGGGGGAAGGGGGCUGCAGUUGCCUUGCCAGGCUGGAAGAAAGAGUAGUGGGUGCACAUUGCACAAGCUGCACCAUUGGCAGAAGCAUGUUGAAGCUAGGGUGUAAGGAAUUUCCAUUCCUUACUGAGUCGUACGCUAGCGCGUACACCCGACUAUCAGAAUAAUUGAAUAAUCGUAAAGUGAGAGUACACACAAAUAUAUCUAAGUUUUGUAU